UGCCCGCUCCGCGGGGGAGCCGGUCCCGGUGCGGCGGCGCGCGGUGCGGGUUCCACGCGCCCCCCUCGGCGGGGCCCCGAAAGCCCACUGAGGCAGGCCUCCCGCGGCUGUCUUCGCAGGUCCCCCUGGCCCAGUCCGAGGCUUUCCUGACCGACCUCUUGGAGAAAGUGUGUGAGCGAAUGAAUCACUACCAGCUUGAAGAAGACCCGGUGACCCGGGAGAAGACGUUCAAGAGAUUCGCCCCGAGGAAAGGAGACAAAACAUACAAAGAGUUUAAGAAAUUCUAUUUUCACUCUGAUGCUUACAGACCUUUGAGAUUCGCGUGCGAAACUAUAAUAGAGAAGUAUGAAGAGGAGAUACUCUUUCUUAUCGCCCAGGAGGCACACCACCUCGCUGACAAGCUGUGCAGUGAAAAAUCAGAUCUGUGUGAGUCCUCUGCUAGUCACGAUGAGCUCUAGGAACAUCAGUGCUGCGAGGCAGGAGUGAAGUCACAGCCCCAAAGGUCAAUGUCUGCAUUUACGUCUUCCUGAGGAGAAAGUGUAUGUCUCUCGUCUAUACCACGUUGUCUCAUAUCUGAUACUUUAUUGAAAAUCUGUUGUUUGGCAUCAUGACAAACUCCAAUUCUUUCUGUAGGUGAAGCUGAGGUGUGCAUAAAAUAAAUUACUUUGUGGAUUUUGAUACAAACAGGCUUACAGCAAAGCAUUUAAUUCAGUAAUAAAAAAAGUGAAGACAUUUCAUAAAUGAAACGGAUUUAAAAUGUAUACUGUAUAUUUUAUGCACAUUUACAAGUAUAGAGUUCUAUUCGGUAAGAACUUGGUUUGAUUUCCUAAAUACUUGGUUGGCUUUGAAAUUAAGGAAAUAUAUUGCCACAGAUUCCAGAUUGCCUUCUGGGUUAUGGUAUGUAUGGCUGUUGGUGAAAGGAACAAGCUCGCUUUAUGUCAUGAAUGACACUUAAAUUUCUAGAAACCUUAAGUUGAAAAACUUUUGAAUCUCUAUAAUUUAAUUGAAUGCAUAACAAAUAAUGGAUGCUUUUAUAGUGAACAAUAUAUUUUCCUUUCUCACACAUAUAUUCUGAACUCAAAUGAUUGAGAAAGUUGGUUUAUUAUCACAUCACAUCAUCAUGUAUUUUUAAAAGAUGACACCAGUGACCAGAUUUGGUUCUACUGCAAACACUGCUGUUGUGUUCUUGUUUUUCUAGAAGACUUCCAGCCAACACUGAGUGUAUGGGUUUUACUACUAACUAACCUAUAUUGUUCCUUCUGUAUGGGUGUUUCGUAGGUGUGGCGAUGGCAAGGGACCUGGGGGUCAUGUGAGAAAUUACCUUUUGACCACACUUAAUACCAGAAUGCAGGAACAGUCUCACUCUUGGAUAUUUACAUUCAAUGGAAUCUACCUUUAGUUAUUUCAAAUGUCAGGGCCUAUUCUACACUUGUUUUAAAAAAGAAAUCCUCAUUGUUGUUCAUGAGAAUAUACUGGGUAGGAGCAUAUAAAUUCUGCUCCCA
This is a messenger RNA of Manis pentadactyla (Chinese pangolin), 1502 nucleotides long. RefSeq names its product canopy FGF signaling regulator 1 (gene CNPY1). The coding region runs from base 180 to 458 and encodes 92 amino acids. The record is from RefSeq and is a predicted model, not a curated record. The transcript has 3 exons. NCBI's taxonomy places the organism in Eukaryota, Metazoa, Chordata, Mammalia, Pholidota, Manidae. Gene Ontology annotation, cellular component: endoplasmic reticulum.